UUGGUGUGUAGUAUUUUCAGUGCAGGACCAGAGUUGGCGUUCACAGUGGUUUUAGAACUGUGUUGUUUAAAACUAAGCGUAUUCCAUGUUAUUUACGUGACGGUAUAUGGACACCGAGUACAUACUACGUUAGAGGAAGUGCGCUAAUGUGUAAGGUUUUAAUGGGCAACGGAAACAGGUUUGUUUAAUUCUUCCAAUGAUGAGUAAAAAUCUGAAGAUAGUGACUGUUGGAGACGGAGGCGUGGGCAAGACUUCCCUGCUGGUGGCCUACACACAGGGAUCGUUUUCCGAUGUACACGAACCAACUGUUUUCGAAAACUACAGCGGGGAAAUGGUAUUCAGCGGAACGCACUACAAUUUCACGCUGUGGGACACGGCCGGCCAGGAGGACUACGACCGGUGCCGCGUCCUCUGCUACCCCGAGACAGACGUGUUCUUGGUGUGCUUCAGUGUCGUAAACAAAGCUUCUUUCAGCAACGUUCACGCGUCUUGGCUGCCGGAAAUCAGGCGGGAAUGUGGUGAUAAAGUGCCAGCUGUGCUCGUGGGCACGAAAAUCGACCUGCGAAAGAGCGCCGAGUCGACUGCAUCCGUAUCGAAGCGCGAGGGGCGUCGUCUCGCCGCUCGACUCGGCAUGAGGAGCUACGUCGAGUGCUCGGCCAAGACCGGCCACGGCUGCCAGCAGGCGUUCAGAACUGCCAUCGAGGCGGCGACAUCCAAACCGACUUGCGUCCUGCUCUGAUGUGACGCGGGCAUGCGUUAACAUUUGCAUUAUGUUUAAUGUAUCCGAAAGAGUUUAUGUUAAUAUAUGUUUGCGUUGAUUCUUUAAAGUAGUGAAAUAAAGUAUCAUAUGAAUAUGAACCUUUGUAGUUAAUUUUUAGUUGUCGACGGUGUCUCCGGAUAAUUAUUUUUUAGUAAUCCGGGGGAGAAUGGUUUACAUAUGUUAAACAAGAAAACACUCACAGAGCACAAAGCCCUUAUCUUCCUAAGACACAUUUAUUGAAAUAGUGACGCACAAAAAAUAUAUAACAAGCUUCGCAA
This is a messenger RNA of Penaeus monodon (black tiger shrimp), 1038 nucleotides long. Its product is annotated as ras-related C3 botulinum toxin substrate 1-like. Bases 197 to 739 code for a protein of 180 amino acids. Gene Ontology annotation, biological process: small GTPase-mediated signal transduction. Lineage: Eukaryota; Metazoa; Arthropoda; Malacostraca; Decapoda; Penaeidae. The record is from RefSeq and is a predicted model, not a curated record. Gene Ontology annotation, molecular function: GTP binding; GTPase activity. The transcript has 5 exons.